This is a messenger RNA of Schistocerca piceifrons (Central American locust), 1028 nucleotides long. RefSeq lists its product as uncharacterized. The transcript is spliced from 3 exons. Lineage: Eukaryota; Metazoa; Arthropoda; Insecta; Orthoptera; Acrididae. Gene Ontology annotation, molecular function: protein binding. The coding region runs from base 1 to 699 and encodes 232 amino acids. The record is from RefSeq and is a predicted model, not a curated record.
AUGGGGCGGCGCCCGCUCGCCGCUGCUUCGCUGCCGGCAGCCGCUGGCGGCUGCGCAGCCGUCGGACUUGGGCGCCAAGUGAGAAACUCCGCCCCAACUCCUACACGGAAUCUGCUGCAGUGGCCGCAGCUGCAAGGGGACGGCGAUUUCCGGCCUAUACUUAAAGGAAAUAAUUGGAGGCGUAAGAGGUCAUUGAAUCUGACGGAUGAUCCUCCACUUAGCAUAAACGAUCUUCCAAAUGAAAUUUUGUUGCAGAUCUUUUUUUAUCUAUCUGUUGAUGAUAUAGCACUUAAUGUUCAAUUUGUUUGCAGUCGUUGGUCUGAACUUGAGUUACCUUAUGAAGCAUUCAAGAAUCUUGUUUCAGAAUGUCCGAAGCUGGAGGAAAUCACUAUCGCAGGAUCUGCACUAGUAAGAGAAGAAUUGGCAGAACUUGUGGGCCAAUGGGAGUACCUGAAUGACAUUUAUUUUAUAGGCAGAUCAGACAAACCCAUUGCACUGAAGUAUUUAGCAGAGGGCUGCCCAGCGAUACAGCAUUUACACAUGCGUUAUGUUGUGUGCAGUUUUACUGAACUAGAAUAUUUCUUAGAGAAAAAGAAGAACAAGCUACUGAGUUUAAGCAUUAGCCCACUCACUCAAGAUGGCAGAUGUGUGAUUCCUCUCCUUGACAUUUGUAAGGACAGGCUGGAAAAAUGCAGUUAGAAGACAGCAAAUAUUGCUACAUUGAGUCGCACAAUUUUGGUAUCAUAAAAACACUGAAAAACUUGAAGGCCCUGAGCAUAAAAAUUCCUCGUGGUGUAAGAACAGAUGUGAUGUCAGAUAUUUUUGAACAAAAGGCAUUGUGUCAGUUACAAGAACUUGAACUAAACAAUUAUGCAGAAAUAAAUGACACUCUGGUUAACACUAUUUGUAGUAACUGCCCAAAUCUCUUGAGAUUGGCUCUCAGAUAUUCAACACGUAUUAGUGAUGAUGCAAUGAGGAAUCUACACAAAUGCAAGAACCUGGAAGAUUUUGAUUUGUAUUAUUGCACA